CAGGCUGUAGCACUAAGCUGUUAACGUUGGUCAUUUGACGCAUACUUCUUUGAGAGAACGCGGGAGUUAGCAGGACUGUACGGGAUGAGCGCAGAGAAAAGUGUGAUGAUGGAACUGAGCGGUGGUAGAAAAGAUGGGGUAACGCCAGACCAGCAAGACAAAAAGAAGAAAAGUUGUUUCCCGAUUACUGACAGAAUCCCGGCACGCUACAUCCUGACUGCCUUGUUCUUCUUCGGCAUCGUGGCCCUACAAACCACCAGACAUGGCUUCAGCGUCGCCAUAGUCGUCAUGACUAACAGUUCAUCGUCUGCACCAGCUGUCAAUCAAACGACCAUAUACCACAACUGCCCGAGCAGCAGGCCCGUAAACGUUUCUGCACAGAUAGCAGGCAGCGACCGUGAGCAAGGAGAACUCUUUGAGUGGAGCCAGAGCAUUAAAGGGACUUUACUUGGAGCCUACUUUUAUGGUUACAUCAUCACUCAGGUUGUGGGAGGAGUGUUGGAACAGAAGUUUGGCGGGAAAAUUGUGUUCGGGACCAGCCUGGUACUGGCGGCCGUGCUGACCGCUCUGGGUCCGGCAGCAGCCAGGUCCAGCGCCUGGGCCAUGUUUGCUGUGCGGUUCUGUGUGGGACUGGUGACGGGUGUUUCUCUCCCCUCUAUGUAUGGAGUCUGGGGCCGAUGGGCACCUCCUACAGAACGGACGAGACUGCUGGCAUUUUGCUACAUAGCGUUGUCCCUCGGUGGUGUCAUCAACUUUCCAUUAGCGUCCAGCCUGGCGGAUGAGUAUGGCUGGCCUGCCGUUUUCUAUAUCCCUGGGAGUUUUGUAGCGGCCUGGCUAGUGGCAUGGCUUCUCCUGGCUUACGACUCGCCUGCGAAACAUCCACGGAUUCUGGAGGAAGAACAGAAGUACAUAGAAGAUGGCAUCGGGAUGAAAACCCAACAGAAACUGCCAGUCCCGUGGCUGAAGGUGCUGACGUCACUUCCUGUGUGGGCCCUGAUCGUGGGACAGUUCAGCUCCCUGUGGGGCACGUACCUGCUGCUCACGCAGCUGCCGAACUACAUGAAGAACGUGCUGGGCUUCAACAUCAGGACGAAUGACCCUCUCUAUCUUCAGCAGUAA
Messenger RNA from Branchiostoma floridae (Florida lancelet), 1119 nucleotides. RefSeq names its product sialin-like. The coding region runs from base 85 to 1119 and encodes 344 amino acids. Gene Ontology annotation, biological process: transmembrane transport; monoatomic anion transport. Lineage: Eukaryota; Metazoa; Chordata; Leptocardii; Amphioxiformes; Branchiostomatidae. The record is from RefSeq and is a predicted model, not a curated record. Gene Ontology annotation, molecular function: transmembrane transporter activity. The transcript is spliced from 10 exons.